GGGCUGAGCCCGGGCCGGGAAAAUCCUCUUAGGAAUAUAGAGGUCAGCUCAGGGGCUUCGCAGUGGGGGUUUGGAGCGGUGGAAGGAGGAAAUGAAGGAAGGGCCGGGGUGCCUCGGAAAGGCGAUGUAAAAUAAAAAAUGCCUGGCUCUGUGGAAGGGGCAUCCCCUCGACUCAAGGCUUUUUUGUGUUUUUUUAAAUGGCCUUUCUCUUUGGCGACAGUACUUCAUGGCAGGGAAAAGAAAAAACCAAACAGCUAAUGGAAGUGGCUUAAGGAAAUUGUGUCUUGCUUGAGUGGGCACCUCUUGGUGCAUGAGGAGGAGGAGCAGGUAAUCUCUCACCAGCUUGCUGAACGUGCUCUUGUUGUUUGCUGGGAAAAUACCAGGUUUUGUGCUGAACAGAUGAAGUAAGUUUUCGAUCAGAGUUGGGAUUGGCGUUGUCGUUUUUAUAAAUUUUUUUUUAAAACUCUCGUUUAGAGUUGACAGGCUAAAAAAAGGUAGAAAUGGGGAGGGAUGGGAGAUGAAAUUCAAACCUCAGCUAUUGAUCAACAGAAUAUAAAGGAAUUUAAGCCGAGAAAUUGGGAAGAUUAACCUUAAUUUCACACGCUAAGAAGACUAGUUUCAAGUUUGGUGUUAUUCAUGUAUAUUGUUAUGAUGAAGUGAUUUCUCCAAAGUUUAUAAAGAACACAGUUCUUUAGAAAACUAUUAGAAAACUACUAGAAAAAUACAUGUCUUACAAAUCUGAAUAUGUCUGAGGCUGUAGCUCCAAUGGGCCUGUAUAGUUUGGAGUGAAUGCUGGUGAGUUUUUUCCUGAAGUGUGAAGAAUAUCAGUGUGGUAAAUAAUUACUGAAGUUCCAGAGCUCUUUAGUGUUCUGAGUAAUUAAUUGUUCAGGUACAAAAUUGCACCGUGUGUCACUUUUGCCUUGCUGCCAUUAAAAAAAAUGUGUUAAAUGAAACUGUUCCGGUGCAUCAUUAGUAAAAUAACUGUGAGUGCAACGAAGGAGCCUGAACUUUAAACUUACUGUUUGAUAGGCUGUUAUUCAGAGCUCUACAGGCAAAAUUAUAAAAGCCUCUAACGAAGAUACAAUUGCUCCUUCAUGCAAUUGAUGUCUUCAGAAUAAUCCUUUUAUUGUUAAAAUCUUCUGCCAUCAUUCCCUUGCUGAACUCUGUCAAAUGACCUGAUAAAAUGGCUCCAUAUUUGGGGCAGCAGUGGAAUAUUUGAUAUAUAUGUUUGCUGUGACAUCUGCUGAAGUGUUCACUGCUGUAACUGGGCAGGUGAAAACAUUGAUUCGAGACUUUUUGAAGGAAUUCCGAAUGUGUUUUGUUCCUUUAGGAGGUACCGGGCUCCCUGCAUGAACCUAAGAUAAUUUUCAUAGAUCAGUUGAAUUCCCCUGGUGUUUGAUGGGGUUUUUCUGUGGGCUGUGUAAUAGGCCUUCCACAGGAGGCACCACAGAAGUCUGUGAUGAUAAAUAAAGUUGCUGUCAUGAUGCUUUGAAUGAUGAUUCCCAUUUCUCUGAUGGCUCAGGGGGGAAAAAAUUACUUUGGUCAGCGAAAAGACUUAAACAGGAACACAAAAAAACCCAAGACUGGACUUCAAGGCUGCAGAAUUCUGUCCUGGACACGUGGGGAGCGUCUGAUGAGAUGCUUGUUGCAUGAACAUGGUCGUGAAUGGUUCGAGUGGAGACAGGCUGGGAGAGCUGGGGCUGUCCCCUGGACAAGAGAAGGCUCCAGGGAAACCUGAGAGCAUCUUCCAGUGCCUGAAGGGCUCCAAGAGAAUUCCAGCAGGACUUUGCAAAGGGCCUGGAGUGGUAGAACAAGGGGGGAUGGCUUUAAACAGUAAGAGGGCAGGGUUAGAUUAGGGAUUGGGAAGAAAUUGUUCCCUGGGAGAGUGCUGGGGCGCUGGGGCACUGGAGCAGGGUAGCCCAGAGAAGUUGUAGAUGCCCCAUCCCUGAAGUGUCCAGGACCAGGCUGGGUGGGGCCCUGAGCAGCCUGAUGUGGGGAGUGGCUUCCCUGCCCUGGCACAGGGGUUGGAACGAGGGCAUCUUUAAGGUCCCUUCCAGCCCAAAGCAUUCUGUUCCUCAGGAUAUCACUGGAGCCAUGGAGAUAAACUCCAGCUUUGGAACGGGGGGAUCAAAUCCAGUGCAGCAGGAACUUCAAAAGUAGGGUUUGAUUUGGUUUUUGAUUACUGAAAAUGCAGAGAAACGACUUCUGAGUGAGGUCAAGGCAGGGCAGAAGCUGGUGGAGAAGUAGAUGUGCUAAUGAGCUGCAGCAGAGAGGAAGAUAAGCAAUCCCUUCAGAUAAAAUAGGAAGUGGUGAAAUGGAGGAAGGGCAGGGAUCGAGGGAGGGGCUACCCUGGGAUUGCAGGACUGAGGUGAAGGAUGAGUCACGGGUUUGAAAUGAAUUCUACAGUUUUAGACUUGCACAUGAAAUUACACCAACUGUGGUUCUGCAGUUGGGUGAUGUUAAGCUACCGGUGUGAUGGCAGUGCAGUGAGUUAUCAGUGCUGCCAGAUGGAAGGAGCUGUGCAAGAAUUUGGUUAGCAAAGGGUGAAAGAAAGGCCAUUCAGCUUUGUUCAGGUAAUGCCAGGUGAAGAAUCUGUGUCAUUCGCUGGACUUCCACGAGGGAUGCUCUCUGUACGGGCAGGAGUAGGGAUCACAUCCCCAGGGACAUGAGCUGGAACGUGGUUUGGUCUUUCUGAUGGUUGUUAAAAGAGGAGAGGUUCAGCCAAGGAGCAGAAAGGGGCGUGGGCAGAGCUCCUUCCCAAUGAAGAUGCACACUCACACAUGAGAUUAUAUACAUGUUAAAUAUAUAAUAAUAUUGUAAUACUUAUAGAUAAGUAAUUGUUUAUAUGUAAAGAAAAUAUAUUUAAGUGUAUAUAUGAAGGUACAUACCUAUUUUUUCCAAUACAAAUAAUAUAAAUGCUUUAAUAAUAUUUGUAAAACAGUAUCUCUAGGGCUGACACGCUGAGUGCUCCUGGGAGUGCCAAGUGUCAGUUUGCUUUUGAUAUAUAAUAUGUCUGAAUCCAGGAUGCCUCUGUAAAUAAAUAAAACCAAGAUAAAGUUUCCUUAUCCUGUGAUAAGCAAGCCCUGUGCUCCUGCAGUUGAGCCCUCACAGCUUCAGCACACUUGGCUUGAAAAGUGCAAUUUUUAUGUCCUUGGGGUGCCGUGGCAGAGUCCAGGAAGUUAAAUAAUUAAUCCCAAUCAGCUCUGCUCCUUUCAGGAUUUUGUUACUUUAUGCCCUGCAAGUCAGCAGGGUUUGGAUGGGUUAAUAAAGUCAUCUGUACUAAGUUACUCUAAACAGACACGUUGUUUUAAAAGUUAUAUACAUGUUGCAUAUUGGUGUAAGGAAUUGGUUCUUGCUCAUUCUCGCUCCUGCUGGCAGGUGAUUCCCUGGUGCUGAAGAUUCCAGCCCUGGGAUCUCAGGAUCUCAGGAAACACCACCAUGUCAGCAGCUGGCAGUGACUGCCCACACUUGGAGUCGGUUGGGGAGAUAACAAAAGAGGAGUUGAUCCAGAAAUCCCACGGCACUUGCCAGGACUGUAAAGUCAGAGGACCCAACCUUUGGGCAUGCUUAGAGAACAGGUGCACCUACGUUGGCUGUGGAGAAUCCCACGUGGAUCACAGCACCACCCACUCCCAGGAGACAAAGCACUGUCUGACUGUCAACCUCACCACCCUGCGAGUCUGGUGCUAUGCCUGCAGUAAGGAAGUGUUCCUGGACAGGAAGCUGGGAUCUCAUUCUCCACUGCCAAGUGCCAGAUUGUCCCAGCAAGCACAAGAAAAUAGUGUGCAGGAUUUUAAAAUACCCAGUAAUCCCACACUGAAGAUUCCACUGGCAGCUGUGUUUGAUGACUUGGAUAUAGAAGUGGAAGAAGAUGAAUUGAAGACUAGAGGUCUAACAGGAUUAAAAAACAUUGGAAACACUUGUUACAUGAAUGCAGCUCUACAGGCCCUUUCCAACUGCCCACCUUUGACACACUUUUUUCUGGACUGUGGAGGCUUAGCCAGAACAGAUAAGAAACCAGCAAUUUGUAAGAGUUACCUCAAGCUGAUGACAGAACUCUGGCACAAAAGCAGGCCUGGAUCUGUUGUUCCUACUGGUUUAUUCCAAGGAAUUAAAACUGUUAAUCCAAUGUUUCGAGGCUACUCCCAGCAGGAUGCCCAAGAAUUCCUGCGUUGUCUGAUGGAUCUGCUGCACGAGGAGCUCAAAGAGCCGGUUGUGGAACUGGAAGAUUCCCAACCUCUGAGUGCUGAGGAGAGCAUGGAGGAGGACAAGAGCCAGUCAGAGCUCAGCUUCCAGCCCUGUGAAUCCUGUGGCAACUGUGAGAAAGCAGACAGUGAGGCUCUUUUCAAACCUGUGUUAGAGGAUCCUGCAGAAACAACCAUGUUGAUCCAGGAGGAUGACAACAACUCGCUCACAUCCAAAGACUGGCAGAAAGAGAAAGCACCGAGCAACAAGCUGAAAAGAGCAAACUCCCUGGAAGACUUGGAAAAAGACACAAACACUGCCUCAGAGACCACUGAAUUCCUGAAUAAUCAAGGAACUGUCAAAGUGCAGAUACACAGCAGGUUCUCAGAAUACAUCAGUGAUGUCCACAUGAGUGACGUGUCUGCAGCCCCAACCCCCUCCUCAGCAGAAGGGAUGAACACACGCUUGUCAAACAGCCCUCCCAAAUCCUUCUCAUCGUGCUCCUCGCUGGCCCCAGUCCACAAAAAAGCUCCAGCCGUGUCCUCCCCCAAGAGGAAGAGGCGCAAGAGGUACCGGAGCGUCAUCUCUGACAUAUUUGAUGGCACCAUCAUAAGCUCAGUGCAGUGCUUGACUUGUGACCGGCUGUCUGUAACUCUGGAGACCUUUCAGGAUCUGUCCUUGCCUAUUCCAGGGAAGGAAGAUCUUGCUAAACUCCACUCUGCAAGCCAUCAGACAUCUCUAGUCAAGACAGGGUCAUGUGGAGAAGCCUAUGCCCCCCAGGGCUGGAUAGCCUUUUUAAUGGAAUAUUUCAAAAGAUGUUUCAGGUUUGUUGUCUCAUGUGUUCCUAGCUGGUUUUGGGGUCCAGUUGUAACCUUACAAGAUUGUCUUGCUGCCUUUUUCGCCAGAGAUGAGCUCAAGGGUGAUAACAUGUACAGCUGUGGAAGGUGUAAAAAGUUGAGAAAUGGAGUGAAAUUCUGCAAAGUGCAAAAAUUUCCUGAGAUCCUGUGCAUCCAUCUCAAGCGCUUCCGCCACGAGCUGAUGUUCUCCACCAAGAUCGGCACCCACGUGUCCUUCCCCCUGGAGGGGCUGGAUCUCCAGCCCUUCCUGGCCAAGGACAGCCCAGCUCAGAUCGUCACCUACGACCUGCUGUCUGUCAUCUGCCACCACGGCACUGCCAGCAGUGGACAUUACAUAGCUUACUGUCGCAACAACCUGAAUAAUCUGUGGUACGAGUUUGAUGACCAGAGCGUCACAGAGGUGUCAGAAGCCACAGUGCAGAAUGCAGAAGCCUAUGUUCUCUUCUACAGGAAGAGCAGUGAGGAGGCUCAGAGAGAGAGACGGAGGAUCUCGAGCCUGCUGAACAUGAUGGAGCCCAGCCUGCUGCAGUUCUACAUCUCCAGGCAGUGGCUCAACAAAUUCAAGACCUUUGCAGAGCCAGGACCGAUUUCAAAUCAUGACUUUCUGUGUGUGCACGGAGGUGUUCCCCCACACAAAGCUACCUUCAUAGAGGACCUGGUUGUGAUGCUACCUCAAAAUAUAUGGGAUAAUCUGUACAGCAGAUACGGAGGAGGCCCAGCUGUGAACCAUCUGUAUGUUUGUCACACCUGCCAAAUAGAGUCUGAAAGAAUUGAGAAAAGGAGGAAAAAUGAAUUGGAAAUGUUUAUUCGGCUUAACAGAGCAUUCCAAGAAGAAGAAUCUCCAUCCACAUUUUACUGCAUCAGCAUGCACUGGUUCAGAGAGUGGGAAGCAUUUGUGAAGGGCAAAGACAGUGAUCCUCCAGGUCCCAUUGAUAAUGCCAAGAUUGCAGUGACCAAAUGUGGCAAUGCUGUGCUCAAACAAGGUGCAGAUUCUGGACAAAUAUCUGAAGAAACAUGGAAUUUUCUCCAGUCAAUCUAUGGUGGAGGUCCAGAGAUUAUACUCAGACCCCCUGUUCCUCCAGCUGAACCUGAUAUAUUGCAGACAGAGGAGAAGAUUGAAUUAGAAACUCAUGGUCUGUAGCUCUUGACAGAAAGAUGAACUUGUAAGGAAUCCAGCUUUCCUUACAAAAUGCCCAAAAUGCAUUCCUAAAGGUUUGAUUCCCUGGUGUCUGUUGGAGGCACAGCUCCCUGGGCAUUCCAUUCACUGCAGAAUAAGUGGAAAUCUGUAUUGCAAUCUCUUGGAAUAGCAGCUGUGUCUCUGCUUUGGAAGCCACGUGGUUUGUACAGUUUGGAAUGUUUGGUCAAUGGAAAAAAAGAAAAAGAUGUAAUUUCUGAAUUUAGAAAUGAUCCUGUUCCAUCCUUAGACUUGAAAAACAGGGACAAAUUUUAGAGAUGUUCAGUAACCCUUCUGAUCCCUGAGUGGGCUUCUGAUAUCCACAAAGCUCUGCCUGUCCUGAUUUGUACAGUCUGGACAAAGGCAGCUGUGGGAGGAGUGUAUUUGAAAUGCACUGCAAGCAGUGAUAAAGAAAAAAGGAUUUUCAUUUCCUAAACGCUCAGGAAAAAAAGAAUUGUCACUUCUUUUGCACUGUAAGUAUGUGAGAUGGGUAGGAUAUAACAUGCAAACACUGUGUGUGAAUGGAGCAAACAUUAGUGUAGGCUGAAGAAUGUUUUAGGCAGCAAAUGUCCUAACUUAUUACAUUUUCCAUCUUAUUAUAGUCCUCUGUAACUCUCCAAACCUGGCUAGUGUCUUCAAUGUGGCAAAAAAGAUUUAGUCUUCUCUAGGGUAACCUUUGAGAGCAUGAAGUGUGAAAUGUAAAAUUAUUAUGGACGUGAGUGAUAUAAAUUCCAGAAAAUGAAGUUGUCUGGUCUCGUGAAUUGCAUUCAUAAGCAUUUCAAUCUGAAGGGUUUGAUUGUGUUGUUGCAAAUUUCCCUUGGCAUGAUGACCUUUAAUGUCAGGAGCUGGAUGAAAUGUAUAUAUUGCAAAACUUCAUGGAAUGAAUUUUAUUGGAAUGCAGAAUGGCACUUGCUCGUGGUUUUGCCUGAUACUGUUACCAAAUAAGCAGCAUUAUUCAAGACUGGAUCAAUAAAAAAAACCAAAAUUACCUGUGGAA
Myiozetetes cayanensis is the source of this 7213-nucleotide messenger RNA. RefSeq names its product ubiquitin specific peptidase 33 (gene USP33). The record is from RefSeq and is a predicted model, not a curated record. Gene Ontology annotation, molecular function: zinc ion binding; cysteine-type deubiquitinase activity. The transcript has 23 exons. Lineage: Eukaryota; Metazoa; Chordata; Aves; Passeriformes; Tyrannidae. Bases 3439 to 6183 code for a protein of 914 amino acids. Gene Ontology annotation, biological process: protein deubiquitination.